Molossus molossus (Pallas's mastiff bat) is the source of this 1577-nucleotide messenger RNA. It is a transcript of the gene TSSK6, whose product is annotated as testis specific serine kinase 6. The transcript has a single exon. The record is from RefSeq and is a predicted model, not a curated record. Gene Ontology annotation, molecular function: protein serine/threonine kinase activity; tau-protein kinase activity; ATP binding. The coding region runs from base 756 to 1577 and encodes 273 amino acids. Gene Ontology annotation, cellular component: cytoplasm. Lineage: Eukaryota; Metazoa; Chordata; Mammalia; Chiroptera; Molossidae. Gene Ontology annotation, biological process: intracellular signal transduction; protein phosphorylation; microtubule cytoskeleton organization.
UGAAUGUGGCGGAAGCUGUCGCGCAGGUCUCCGGUGAGGCCAGGGAACCCAGGAUGCUGUUGUAGUGACCCUGCUGCGCCGGAGAACUCAGGCUGCGACGCCCGGCUACGGCCUAGGAAUCCUUAUUUCUUCUCCCAGACGGGGCGUGGCCUAGUCAGGUCGCCUAGGUCCUUGCAUCAAAAGACCUCCCGUCACCUUCCGUCUGGGGCGAUGCGCAAGGCAGUCAAGCUCCGCAGGAAUCCGGGUCACCAAGCUAAUCCCUUUUACCCGUUUUCUCCCCCUUCGGGUCUGUGCCGGCAGCCCAGGGCUACAUGGUCAGGGCUUGGUACAAGAACUUGGCUGGGGGCAGCUGCUGCUCAGAUUUGGACUCGCGAGGAGCCACCCCAACCAACCCCAGGCACGGAUUCCACUCCUUGGUGGUGGUCGGAAGCCCUUUGGUAAUAGCCUCUCAUCAGGAACUGGGCCAUUCAAAGCGAUUAUGAGUCACAAAGCUCUAGGGCCUCGGGGGUCCAUCCCAAGGCCGGGUGACGCCCGCGGGGACCCCACCCCGAGGUGGGGUGACGCCCGCACUCACUUCACAAGGCAGAAAUUGUUACCUGGGUAAUAAAAGGCACCGCGGCGGCGGGGGCCCGGGAGUGGGCACAUGGGGGUGCGGGUGUGCAGGUGCCAAGCGCCAUGGGUUAGGCCCGAGAUCGGAGUCCGGCCGCCCCCCGACAGCAGCCGCCUCCUGCUCCCCGUGCGCCCCAGGCGCCACCAUGUCGGGUGACAAACUCCUGAGCGAACUCGGCUAUAAGCUGGGCCGCACGAUAGGUGAGGGCAGUUACUCCAAGGUGAAGGUGGCCACUUCCAAGAAGUACAAGGGAACGGUGGCCAUCAAGGUGGUAGACCGGCGGCGCGCGCCGCCUGACUUCGUCAACAAGUUCCUGCCUCGGGAGCUGUCCAUCCUUAGAGGCGUGCGGCACCCGCAUAUUGUGCACGUCUUCGAGUUCAUCGAGGUGUGCAACGGGAAGCUGUACAUCGUGAUGGAGGCAGCCGCCACGGACUUACUGCAGGCCGUGCAGCGCAACGGACGCAUCCCUGGGGGGCAGGCCCGCGACCUCUUCGCACAGAUCGCCGGCGCCGUGCGCUACCUGCACGACCACCACCUGGUACACCGCGACCUCAAGUGCGAAAACGUGCUUCUGAGCCCUGACGAGCGCCGCGUGAAGCUCACCGACUUCGGCUUCGGCCGCCAGGCUCACGGCUACCCUGACCUGAGCACCACCUACUGCGGCUCGGCAGCCUACGCAUCACCGGAGGUUCUCCUGGGCAUCCCCUAUGACCCCAAGAAGUACGACGUGUGGAGCCUAGGCGUCGUGCUCUACGUCAUGGUCACUGGAUGCAUGCCCUUCGACGACUCAGACAUCGCCGGCCUGCCCCGGCGCCAGAAGCGUGGCGUCCUCUACCCAGAUGGCCUCGAGCUGUCUGAGCGCUGCAAGGCCCUGAUCACCGAAUUGCUGCAGUUCAGCCCGUCAGCCAGACCCUCGGCGGGCCAGGUAGCGCGCAACGGCUGGCUGCGCGCGGGGGACUCUGGCUAA